GAUGGCUGCGGACAGUGCCUUGCUGCUGUCUCUGGUGGAGGAAUUUGUCUCGGGACUACAAGACAGCAAGGCCAAAGAUACAGCAACUGGUGUCAAAGAUGGACAGUUUACAGUACUGCAGCUGGUGGAGGCACUGGGACUGAGUUUGAUGAGUUCUCAGCCUCACACUCGAGCCAGAGGAGUCAAGCUGCUGUCUGAGGUUUUGCAUGAGUGCUAUGGAAAUCUUACAGAGGCAGAAGUGGAAGUGCUGAUUGCUUUCUAUGAAAACCGUCUAAAGGACCAUUACGUCAUCACUCCACCUGUCUUACAGGGGCUCAGAGCUCUGACAAAAUGUACAGUGUUGCCUCCUGGCUCAGCUGUGUCUAUGCUGAGGUCUUUGUUCCAGGAUGUUCAUGUACAGUCUCUGAUGCUGGCUGAGAGAUCGUGUGUCUACAACAUGCUCAUUAACCUCAUGGAGACCAGAGAGGCUGAACUGAAGGGUUUGGGGACAGAUUUUGUGUUUGGCUUUGUCCAGUCGAUGGAUGGAGAGAGGGAUCCUCGUAACCUCCUGUUAGCCUUCCAGAUUGCAAAGAACAUCAUCCACCGAGGCUACGAUCUAGGUAAAUUUGCAGAGGAGCUGUUUGAAGUGACGUCCUGCUAUUUCCCCAUCGACUUCACCCCACCUGCCAAUGACCCCCACGGCAUCACCAAAGAGGAACUAAUUGAGGAGCUGCGGGCCGUCCUCACUGGGACACCGAAAUUUGCUGAGUUUCUGUUGCCUCUCAUCAUUGAGAAGCUGGACUCAGACGUUCAGAGCGCCAAGCAGGACUCGCUGCAGACUCUGACCGCCUGUGUGUCACAGUACGAACAUAAGGACUUGGCAGAAUUCCUCGAGGGACUGUGGGCAUCACUGCGCAGAGAGGUGUUUCAGACAUCCAGUGAGAAGAUCGAGUCUGCAGGCCUCACUGCUCUUACCGCACUCACUUCCUGUCUGUCUCGCUCAGUCCUCAGCUCUGACUCUGAAGACUCCCUCAGCACCUUCCUGGAUAUGGUUCUCGAAGACUGCAAACAUCACCUGUCUGAGCUGGACCUGAAGCUCGUGUGGCCCAGUGCCAAGCUGCUGCAGGCCGCCUGCAGCGCCUCCAACAGGGCGAGCCACAUCAUAACAGCGGCAGUCAUGCCCUCGCUCAUCGAGCAGUACAGCAGCAGAACGCAGUGUUCCCAUAGACGGACGUUACUGGAGGUUGUGCUGCGAUUCAUCCAGUCAGUAAAAACCAGCCAGGCCUCAGAGAACGAAGAGAGAGUGUUUUCAGCCUUCCGCGAGUCUCUGUGCAGCAUGGUGUUUUCAGCUCUGACAGAGACUAACACCAGUCUGCAGAUCACAGCCACCUCGAUGCUCACCUCACUGGCGCAGCAACCGGGUCUGCUGUUGGACUCUGACAUUGAGCUGGCUCUAGAUCACCUGACCAGACUGCUGCUGACGGAGGAGGAUGACGGAGUCAGUCUGGCUGUGGUCAAGUGCGCCGGAGCCUUAGCAGAGCUGCACCCAGCAGCCUUUAUCACUAAACUCAUCCCGAGACUAAAGACGGAGUUGUUUGAUGAGCCCAUGGAUCAAGACGGCAACAGAGAAGCUUCUGAGCAGCAUUCCCAUCAUGCAGUGCGUCAGCGGUGUCUGUCUGCUCUGGCGGCGGUGUCCACCCAACCCAGUGUUGUGUGGGAGAGCACACCUGUCCUCCUGGAGGUCCUCGGCUCGGCACACACAGGUAGCGUCUGUUUCUCGGUGGAGGAGGUGGUGUUGGCGUGCCGCAGCCUCCAGAGGAUAGCAGAGCGGGUUCAGGACACUGAGGAGACAGGACAAUGCUUCCAUGAAAUCAUCAUCCCGCGCCUGCUCUCAUUGGCACUCCAAGCAGCACUGCAGGGUGAGGGGUCCUCUGGUCGUAGUCCUCUGGUAGAGGAGGUGGUCCUGUCUGCUAUGGUCCCUGUCAUCAGCACCGCCUGCUCCAGGCUACAGCCGACGUUGGCGGGACAGACGGCGUCAAGGGCUGUCUCUCUCUUCCUGGACGGUGACGUCUCCUUUUUGCCUGACAACUCCUUCCCUUCACAAAUCCAGCUGCUCAAGAAGCAGCAGGGGGACUCGUGGAGCCAGUCUCAGAUGGUUUGUCUGCUCAUUGGCUGCGUGUGUUCGUUACCUCGCAGUGUGGAGGUGCCCCAGAUAGACCAGCUGCUGUCACAGCUGGAGGAGAUGAGCUGCACCUGCAGCCACCCGCUGUCAUACACCUCUGCCGCCAAGUGCUUUGCUGGGCUGGUCAACAAGCGAUCGGAGGGUGAUUCUCUUCACAGCCUGAUUCAGAGCACGAUGAAGAAAGUGUGUAGAGAGUUGCACUCCACAUCUUCACCUGUUCGCACUCAGGCAUUCACCCUCCUGAUCUGGGUGAGCAAGGCUUUGCUUCUCCGGUACCACCCUCUGUCCAUAGUCCUGACUGACAAGCUCUUCUCUCUGCUCGAUGAUGCUGAUCUGGGGCCGAUGGCAGCCGAUGGCUUCUCAAUGCUGAUGAGCGACUCUGCUGACGUUCUGAACCGCGGUUGCCAUGCCGACGUUCGCAUCAUGUACCGCCAGCGCUUCUUCAGCGAGAAUUCAGCAAAGUUGGUCCAGGGCUUUAAUGCUGCGCCGCAAGAGAAGAAGCCCAACUACCUGAAGGCUCUGUCCAACAUAGUCAAUAAACUGCCAAAGCAGGUUCAAGUCACUGAACUACCAGCGCUCCUGUCGUUGCUACUGGAGGCCCUGUCGUGCCCCGAUCAGGGCGUUCAGCUGUCCACUCUGUCCUGUCUGGAGCCCGUUCUCAUCGACCCGCCACCAGCUCUCAUACAGCAGCUGGAGGCUUUGGUCAGCAGGUUGCUGGCUCUCAUCUGUAGUCCAACCAUGACCGUCAGGAUCGCCUCACUGCAUUGCAUCCACGCCCUUUCCCGCUUCCCUGAACAUGAGAUCUUGCCGUUUCGGGCCCGGGUGCUGCGAGCUCUGGCCCGGCCCCUGGACGACAAGAAGAGGCUGGUGAGGAGCGAGGCGGUUCAGGCACGAGCAGAGUGGUUCCUCUUGGGGAGUCCUGGGGGAAGGUGAUUUUACUCCUCAAACACAACCUAUUUUAUCCCCACCCCACCUCCCCUGGACUUGGAAGGAGACAUAGUUGGGAGCCUCAGUCUCCAGGACCAGGUACCCAGGAUCCGAGCUCUCACUCCUUGGUUAAACUUUCCAGUGUGCCCCUCUCUCUCCCCCAUCCACUCUAUGGUUCUUCCAGCACCCCUCUACCCUUCCUACCUUCCUUUCCAACCAGAAUCCCUCCAUCCUCCAUCUUCUCUCCCUUUUUACUGAAAGGUUUUUGUUGUAAGCACCUAUAUCUCCAUGAACGCACAAGUAAGAGAAUAUGGACUGACUGUGGAGCGUAGUCUAAGUUAAAAGAUUGAAAAUGACUAGUUUAUUAAUAUUAAUGUGUAACACACCUCAUGUACAUCGUUGUCUUUUUCUCUACAUAUCGCAGAAAAUGUCACAUUCAGUCGUGUGAGGACAUUUUGGUUGUGUAUAAUUUGAAAUAUUUUACUUUACAGUACAUUUUAAAUCACAAAAUAAAUGCCCAUCACAAGAGCUCCCAGAAAUCAUGAUCAAAUCAUAAUGAAAGACUGAAUGUUUAGUAUGUUUUCUUCAUAAAUAACUGAAGUUUCAUCAGCUGAUUCUAGAUAUAAAGAAAGUUAAAUAUAUCUAAGAUCUAAAAUUCAGAAUGGCUGUUGUUGAACGCACGUCGUAUGUGUCAGCUCCUAUAUGAAGAGAAAAAGUGAACGGUACAUACAUUCAGUGGAAAAGACACUGCAAUGCUCAUGGACUGUAGUUGAUGAGUGGUCUCCUGAACUGCGGUGGCAACAUUUUCUGUUUUUUUUUAUUAUUAAACUUAAUGACCGUUUAGAGAAUCGGGACCACUGAGCAACAUCAAAGAUCUCCACUUCACUGCGAACAAACAUGUGGACUUGAAGCCAAAAUGAAGCACUGAACCCAGCAGGCACUGAUAGCCUUGUAUCUUCUCAUCUGGAUGAAUGUGUAACUGAGCAGUAAUGUCUUAGCAGCAGCUGGUGUGUUUGAUUUGUGUCACUCUGGUGCACCAGCCGGGUGGAGUUGUAAAGACAAGGGAAAAAAUGUGGAUGUGCCAAUUGCCCCUCGUUUGCUCACAGGGUGACGAGAAUCAAACACUUUCCAGGUGUAUCACACCUCCGCUGACUGGGUGAAAUUUUAAGAUUAAUUUUACAUAAUACAAAUCUGUGUUGACAUUAGUGUUCAUUAAUGAAUUGAGAUUGUAAGUCAUGUGAACGGUAUGUCCAACAUCUGCCUUGCAUCUGCUCAAUAUUUGAACAAGUAUUGACGCUAUAUCAUAAUUAAUGUUGAAUCAUUUCAGUAAGGUUGGCUGACUUUCGACCUCACAUCACUUAUGCCAAGGAAAUAGACAAUAUUUAAA
Molecule: messenger RNA, 4475 nt
Organism: Seriola dumerili (greater amberjack)
Lineage: Eukaryota; Metazoa; Chordata; Actinopteri; Carangiformes; Carangidae
Gene: mms19
Product: MMS19 homolog, cytosolic iron-sulfur assembly component
Exons: 31
Coding region: 2-3094 (1030 amino acids)
Biological process (GO): iron-sulfur cluster assembly
Cellular component (GO): MMXD complex; cytosolic [4Fe-4S] assembly targeting complex
Source: RefSeq, a predicted model, not a curated record